AGUCGCGCGCGCGAAUGUAAACAUUGUUGUACACGCUCUCUCGUUCGGUGAUACAUACUUUUACCCGUGAUAAAGUGAGAAACGAAGAAAAAUAUGUUCGGAAUAGGUGAUAAACGAAGAAAAGAAAUGCCCGAACUAGGUGGGAAACGAAGAAAAGAAACGCCCGAAGAAGGUGAUGACGAAUCGAUCCCGGACGAGAAGGAGGAGGAGGACCAGGACCAUCCUCUGGUGGUGAGCAAUCUCGGCAAUUCCCAGAUGUACGAGCGCAUACUCGACGUGAGAAACGUCCGCUUGGAAGAGAUAGACGAGUCGGAGUGGUACGAUCCGAAAAAUCUAGAGUUUCAAAAUGACAUAGUCUACGAGAUGGCAGAAGUAGUGUCGACCCACGACGAGUUUCAAUACAUCGUCUGGGACUUUGCUGGGCAGGAGCUGCUGUUCGUGCGCCGAUUCAGGCCCGGGAAUUACGUCAUAAGUCUACCGGAUUUGCCAUACCAGAGCGAGGAGUCGAUAAACACGGACGUUCAUUUGCCCUACAAGGGUAUCACGAUCGAACCGUCGAGCUGCAAGCAACUGGACAAAAAACGGCCCUGGUUCGAGUACUGUCGCGAACAGCUGAGGAAGGAUUUCGGCUACGAGGUGCCGAAACACUUGAUCGUCAAGGCUAAGAGCGUCAUCGAGUCAGCCCCACCGACCAUCACGAGCAAGCGCGUGCAUUACAUCUACGCGGAGGUGAACGACAGCAUGAAGCUCAGCGAGGAGAAGCUUGCGGCGUUGGGCCCGCCGAUGCACCAGGUCGUGCGAAUGACCAUCGAUCAGGCCGUCGAGUUCGUCGAGUCGCGUCACGUGCCGGGCCCCGUGUCGACUUUGUUCGCCAUACGCUGGUUCAUGUACAACAAGAAGGCCCACUUCGACGGUUAUUAUACGUUUUUCAAUGGCCUAAUCGGUACGGAGAAGUAGUCGAAUCGUUAUGUUGUUUUAUCAAGUUGUUGCAAAAUUAUUUU
This is a messenger RNA of Trichogramma pretiosum, 1001 nucleotides long. RefSeq lists its product as uncharacterized. The transcript has 2 exons. The coding region runs from base 94 to 957 and encodes 287 amino acids. The record is from RefSeq and is a predicted model, not a curated record. Lineage: Eukaryota; Metazoa; Arthropoda; Insecta; Hymenoptera; Trichogrammatidae.